Haliotis rubra (blacklip abalone) is the source of this 1966-nucleotide messenger RNA. RefSeq lists its product as uncharacterized. The record is from RefSeq and is a predicted model, not a curated record. Lineage: Eukaryota; Metazoa; Mollusca; Gastropoda; Lepetellida; Haliotidae. The transcript is spliced from 7 exons. The coding region runs from base 159 to 1220 and encodes 353 amino acids.
CUAACCAACGCCUUUCCAAAAUAGUUGUCCACGCGAAGGCCAUAAACACCUUUCCUUAUUCAACAGUUUUACGGUUCGAUCGCUGAGGCUGCUUCUGUGUACAGUUUCAGGUCUGACACACAGUGGCACAUGUUGAUGUACUUGUACAACAGUACAAGAUGGCUGGUAGCGGGAAUCUGUGGAUGUUUGCUGUCUGUGUAGUGGUUCUGCAGUCGGGCAGCGUUCAGGGAAAGACAACUACUGUGUACAUGGACUCGAAGGAAUCCUGCAGCUACAAGGUGCACCUGAACGAUGAGGACGUGUUCCACGUGGAGUAUCUUGACCGCAGCAAGCCUGACAAGAAUCUGACCGGUUACUUCCCAUGUUUCCAAGCUUUCAUAUCAGGCUCUCAGGUCGUCUGUAUCAACGAACAUAUUGUCCACUUCCACCGUUGUUCGCUGCGUCUUAAGUAUUACACCUUCGAUACCUCUCUGACGUAUGUCCCUGUCACAACAGACUACACUGCAGACAGGAUCCUAGACUGUAACACAGACACAACUGAGUGGUGUUCGAGGGAGGCUACGAAUGUGAAGAUCGUUCUUGAGACCACCCAGCCAGAUGCCAGUAUACAGGAUGUUAACUUCCUCAUGGAUGUCUCCAGAAUUACCAGUCAGAACAGAUUUGUCUUCAUGUUUAAUAAUUGUGGCACCAAGCACUACCUGAAGAACAGCCGGCUGCAUGUGAAGCUACUCGAUACCGAUGAUGCCACCAGCUGUGUUAAAACAUUCGGAUAUCGUGACGUGGACGACAGCACAAAGGCCGAGAUCUGUGUGACGUUUGAGGAGUGGCCCAGGGAGAACUCAUGCUCAUCAUUCGAACUGUUUAUGUACCAUGGGUCUCCUGAUGGAGGGGAUCUCAUAAAGAGUGUGAAAUGUUCUGAGGCAUCUCCAAAAGAUUUCUGUACUGAUGGAGAGGAGAUAUCCUUCAAGGCUAUCCGAACAGGCUCAGUGGACACUAAAAAGUAUGACUUCCACCUCAAGAUAUGGGACAAUCAUGACCUCAGUGAAGGUGGUUCAGGUCUGACCGCAGGAAACAUCGCGUUGAUUGUUUUAGGUGUCAUUAUAGUCCUUGUCCUCGUAGGUAUCAUCAUCAUGUGCAGGUAUGGUAAGUGUAAGGGGGGCGGGGGAGGUACGAGGUCUUGGUCCAUGCCGUCACUCCCUAGUUUUGAUGAUGACGAAUAGAUAUGACGUCACCUGUGAUGACUAGCAAUGGCGUGACCAUGACCUUGCUCCCCAGGUGCAUCGAUAAUAAGCUGCGUCAUUUCAAGGAUUAGAACUCAGCAGAGGCCAGAACAAUGUUGAUUGGUUAGAUUAAUGUGUGGAUUGAAUGUCAACAAUGCGUAGACAUUUAGUGUAUUGAAUGACAAUAUAUGCUAGAUCAGCAUGGUCAGUGGAUGUCAAUAACUGUAAAAUUUGUAUGUGAAACAGAUUACAAGAGUGAAAUAUUGACUGGACCACAGGGCUUGUAGUGCUAAAAACUGACAUCAAGGUAUAAAGUGAGUGAGUGAGUGAGUGAGUUUAGUUUGAAGCCACACCAAGGUAUGAAAACCCUGUUAGUGACAGUAUAUACCUUGAUGGCAGUUUUUAGCACUACAAGGCCCUGUGGCCUGGAUGACUUUUGUCACCAUAUCAGUCUGCAGAUAUUAUUUGUACCAAUUGCUUCAAGAUUUUGAAACUUUUAUCAUUGUUAUAUACAUGUACUUUGAUAGUUUUAUUGUUGGUUGUUUACAUUAUGCCCUGCUCAUAAUAUAUGCCAAUAUUCUUAUACAUUUGCAUUUACAUUAUAUUUAUGAAACCUGUCCACACAUGUACAGCCUGUGAUUAUGUACUACUCACAUUUCUGCUCAUGUGUACAUUAACCGACAUAUUACCUCUCGAGAAGCCUGUUUUAUCAUGACAGAAGUAUGAGAAAUUUACAUUUUUGGCCA